AUGUCCUUUUACAAAGUACGAUACUUCCUAGCCAACGAUUCGUUGACCUCGAUGGGAUCAAAAUGGUCAAACAGGUUGAUGCUGUGCAACCGCUGUGGGCUGAAAAGCAAUCCCUUGUUCGUUGUGAAAUAUCACACCGUGCAACUCUGUAACAUUCAGCUUUUGAGCUACAGAAAUGCAGGGACCUUUAUUGCGUGUAAGGGGUGCUUUGCUGUUUCGGCUGCUAGCGGUGCACGUUUUUGCAAGAUUUGUGGGAACCUUGUGCAACACAAAAAUAUACACUGUGCAUCGUGUAAGGGGGAUAAGUGA
This is a messenger RNA of Vavraia culicis subsp. floridensis, 309 nucleotides long. RefSeq lists its product as uncharacterized. The record is from RefSeq and is a predicted model, not a curated record. NCBI's taxonomy places the organism in Eukaryota, Fungi, Microsporidia, Pleistophoridae. The transcript has a single exon. The coding region runs from base 1 to 309 and encodes 102 amino acids.